GUUUGACGUUGCUUCCCCCCGCAGAAACACAUCCUUGUCGUGUGUUGUUUUACAGUUUAUUUCUGUAGUCGUGGCGUGUAUUACAUGUGUAAGAUUUUUCCGUGUAUAUUAUUUUCUCGUUUGUCACAUAAAAUCACAAUGCGGUUAACUUUACUGUUCUUGGUUCUGGCGUGCUUGUGUAGUUCUCAAGGUACAGCCAUAGAAGGUGCCCCUGCAGCAGACAGCCAAGGGAGUGGGUCACAAAAAGGUCCAAGUCAACAAGAAAGGUUGACGAAUGCAGUAGCACAAGACAACAAAAUUCAGAAUAAUGUGUUAGAGCAAGAUUCUGAUCUUAGUCAAAAACUAAAGACAGCCAUAGUGACCCAAAAAAUCACAACAGAAAAUCACACCCUGCAAGUCAUACAAGAGAACAAUCCAAUACCAGCAGUCAAGCUGAAUGACAGUCUGGACGAUGAGGCAAAAUCAGUGGGAAAAACAGACGGCACAGUGGACAACAAGUCGAAAUCAGCAGAUAGCAAGAUGGACAACAAGUCGAAAUCAGCAGAUAGCAAGAUGGACAACAAGUCGAAAUCAGCAGACAGCAAGAUGGACAACAAGUCGAAAUCAGCAGACAGCAAGAUGGACCACAUGCCAGACGAUGAGCCGAGCUCAAUAGACAAAACGCACGGCAAGGUCAAAAACAAGCCAGAGGACAAGCUGAAAUCAGAUAACCAACCAGAACAGCCAAAAUCAGCAGUCAAAUUCAGUGACAAAACAGAACAGCCAAAAUCAGCAGUCAAAUUGAAUGACCAAACAGAACAGCCAAAAUCAGCAGUCAAAUUGAAUGACCAAACAGAACAGCCAAAAUCAGCAGUCAAAUUGAAUGACCAAACAGAACAGCCAAAAUCAGCAGAAGAAUUGAAUGACCAAACAGAACAGCCAAAAUCAGCAGACAAGCUGGUGGGCAAAGUGGAUGAGAAGCCAAAAUCAGAAAAAGAAAAGGACACAGCUACUACAGAUAAGUGGAGAGCUGAAUCACAAGGCACCAAGCCUGAAAGUGAAGCCCCAGGAAGGGGUGUCGUUGAGGGUGAGGGUAACGAGGUAGAUGAUGUUACUUUAGAAGAAGAAGGAGACGAGGAAGAGGAUGGGGGCUUGAAUAAAUCAGAUAAGAGUGGGGGUCAGCCAUUUAACCCGCAGCCACAGGAGGAGAGCAGUCACUUCUUUGCCUACCUCGUGUGCAUGGCAUUGUUGGUUGCCGUCCUCUACGUUGGAUAUCACAACAAGCGCAAAAUCAUUGCUUUUGUGCUUGAGGGCAGAAGGUCAAAGGCCUCACGCAGACCCAAAACGGCAGACUAUCAGAAACUUGAUCAACACUGAAGAAGACCAAUGGUUAGACUGAAACCUGUGACUGUGAAACUCGAUUUUUGCAGCAUGGAACCUGUUUGUUGCUAAAUGUUUUGGGUGUUUUUUCAUUAAAUGUUAGGCAUUUGAAGUUUAGCCACUGACUGAUGGUCACUGUGAUAGCUUCUAAAUUCUGUCUUUUAAUUUUUUUAAAUCAGUGAAUAUCUUGACAAAGUGGAGGUAAAUGCAGUGUGUAUGUUUCUUUGUUUUACCUUUUGGCUGCUUUCUUGCAUGUCUGCAGGGUUAGUGAUGUCCUGCAGGAGCAUUUCAGAGGCUGCGAGAGUAGGAAGGUCUUGUUUUUAUUUCAAAUGAAAUGAUACUCAGAAGGUUUAAAAAUUCUGGGUUCAACAAGGUCAUGUAAAAUGUGUUCUAAUGCUGCAGAGAUUGUGUAAUCAUGCAGCAGUCUUUGUGAUCUAAACCACAGUUGCACUGUGAAGUGAUGGGGGCUACGUCUCGGUCUUUUGAGUUGUUCCCAGUCCGGUGUCCGGAAAGUCCAAGCUUUUGUUCUGUUAAAAGGAGGAACAGUUAAAAUGUGGACAAGCUAAAAACCUCUGGGUUAAAGGUAGUGAGCCUGCUGUAAGAAUAUUGUACUUCAUUAAUGAUAGAAAGAUGAGAAUGUGUGUGUGUGUGUCUGUCUCUGUCCUGGAGGGCCAGAGUCCAUUACAGUUUGGAGCUUCCCUGAUCAAACACAGUACAUUCACUUAAUUAAGAGGCAAUUGAGCAGGGAAUCUUCAAACAGUUCUGGACAACUGGAGAGUCACGAGCUGGCCACUUGUUUCGUAGAAGGUAAAUGAGUCCCUGCAUCAGCAAAAGGUCAAGUUGUUUUCAUUCUGUGCAAUCACACCCUCAGUGCUUAGCCAUACAAUCCUGGCCUGAAUGUAAGUGCAUGACGCUCACUUUGGGCUUUGUCUGUUUACAACCCUGUUGCAUCUUCCAUUUAACUUUAGAAGUGGACUUAUUAGAGUUCUAUAAAAAGUGAGAGAUAUAAAGAUAGUGUCCGUGGCUUUAUUUUUAAAAUACAUGCUGUCCUUUUGCAUGGAGGCUAGGUGUGAGCAUGGCAUUGCAAGAUAUUUGGAAGCCUUAUGCCAUUGGCAAACUAGUCUGUGCCAAAACUACCCUGUGUGUUGUAUCAAGAUACUCCUGUUUCAGAACACACGGAUCAGACUCAGCAGAAUCGUCUGUGCCAUAUAGAAAACCUUCCUCCCUGUGCCUGCUGAUGACCAGUAACCACUCUGCGCCAGGGAUCCUUGAUAUGCCAGAUUUUCUGUCUCUUUGUUGGGUUCGUUUUGUUCAUUUAGCAUUUUGCUGAGUUUGCGAGUGACAGUGGAGACAAACUGUGGCUUUGCGUGGCACCUCUUAAAUGCGAGACACAGACAAUAUUACGAUUAUGGGAAUAAAUGUGGCUUGACUUUUACCACUGUCACUUUUGUCUCAGAAAAUGUUAUUUUUGAAUAAAAAAAAUCAAACAUUUCAUUGAA
This is a messenger RNA of Electrophorus electricus (electric eel), 2858 nucleotides long. It is a transcript of the gene tgoln2, whose product is annotated as trans-golgi network protein 2. The record is from RefSeq and is a predicted model, not a curated record. Lineage: Eukaryota; Metazoa; Chordata; Actinopteri; Gymnotiformes; Gymnotidae.